AUGGACAACCUGACAUUUACAAACAGCCUUCUGCUGGUGGAGGGACUGAAAGUUACACCUCAGUCAUCUUAUCCUGUUUUUAUUCUGCUUCUGUUAGUUUAUAUCUUUGAAAUGGGAUGUAACAUUAUACUUAUCAUUCUCAUCUCAACACAGAAGAAUCUGCAUCACCCUAUGCAUUUUCUGUUUUGUAAUCUACCACUGAAUGAUAUAUUAGGUAGCACUGUCAUGUUGCCACGCUUGUUACAGGAUAUUUUAAAAGAAGCCUCAGAUCGAUAUAUGACCUAUGUUGAGUGUGUUGUUCAAGCGUAUUUUGUGCAUAUAUUUGCAGUAGCAAGCCACUAUGUGCUUAUGUUAGGCCUCACAAUACGUCUCUCUCGCUGCAGAUAUAAAAUUGAAAAUCCUUUCUGUGACAAUGCCUCACUGUUUAAGCUGUCAUGUGAAAAUGUAUCUGUUAAUAAUGUGUUUGGAAUAAUUUACACUAUUAUGGUUUUUACUUUAUCACUUGGGUCUGUAUUUAUAACAUAUUUUAAGAUUGCUACUGUGUGCAUUACCAGCAAAAACAAAGCGCUCAACAGCAAAGCCAUAAAAACCUGCAGCACUCAUUUAGCUGUUUAUCUAAUUAUGUUUGUAUCUGGAGCCACUUUUAUAUUUCUCCAUCGUGUUCCUGAAUACUCUGACAGCAGGAAACUAGCUAGUAUAAUGUUUCACAUUGUACCACCAGGAUUAAAUCCUUUAGUGUAUGGCUUACAAACCAAAGAGAUAAGAGAAAUUUUUUUUAAACUUUGGCGUAGAAACAAACUCAUAGCAAUUAAAAGCCGCUUUAAUCUAUUUCCCCCUCUUAUUGUACAGGGGAUGGAUUCAAUGCCAAUAACUUUUAAAGAAGACUCACAGUGUGCGCACCUUCCAGGCUCCAAAGUUCAAUGUUUUAUGUUUCUGGCUGCAAAUGGUGAUCCUCUGGACGCGGUGAUCCAGUCAGGAGAUUUGAGGCAGGCUAUUUUUAGGGCACCUUUUCUAGCCCUUUCCCCAUGUGGGGUGAGAGAGUGGAUCCUAAAAAAGGCUGCUCAGUCAUGGGUGCAGCAGCCGGAGGGCUCUUUCUACCUCAUUCCAAGAGCCCAGCGACUUAAUCUAGCACUCACCGCCUAA
This is a messenger RNA of Paramisgurnus dabryanus, 1143 nucleotides long. RefSeq names its product olfactory receptor 8G17-like. Gene Ontology annotation, cellular component: membrane. Gene Ontology annotation, molecular function: olfactory receptor activity; G protein-coupled receptor activity; odorant binding. Gene Ontology annotation, biological process: detection of chemical stimulus involved in sensory perception of smell; G protein-coupled receptor signaling pathway. Lineage: Eukaryota; Metazoa; Chordata; Actinopteri; Cypriniformes; Cobitidae. The record is from RefSeq and is a predicted model, not a curated record.